UUAUCCAAACUAAGACGAAACUCCUCCUAUUUAUGUUACAGCCAUACAGUUUCCAUACAUUCAUGUCCCCCUCUCACAAUUCUCUCUUUCUCGAAAUUAAACUAGCCACAUAGAUCAUCAUUAGUUUCAUAACUAUAUAUUGUACUCUUAUCUUCAUCUUCAAGAUCGCCCAAACAAACAAACCCUUAUUUUAAUUUCACUUUUCAAUCUGAUUUUUCAUAUUUUACCAAACUACCCUUAUCUUGUUCAUCACUUCCAAAACCCAUCAUGAACACACAACUUUUCGGUUCAAAAAUGGCUUCAAUACCUGCAAUUUCACAAUCCCAACUCCUUUUAAAGAAAACCCAAUUCAUAUCCACCCCUAAAACAUCUUUUUUCACCAUACCCAUCUCAAAACCUAACAAAAGUUUGAAUCUUUAUGGGUUAAAGUUCAAGAAACCGGUGGCGGCGACAGCGGAGACGGCGGCAGCGGCGGAGGAGAAGGGGAAGAAGAGGUAUCCAGGUGAGGGAAAAGGGUUUGUGGAGGAGAUGAGGUUUGUGGCUAUGAAGUUGCAUACAAAAGAUCAAGCUAAAGAAGGGGAGAAAGAGGCUCAAGAAAAGCCUUUGCCUAAAUGGGAACCUAGUGUUGAUGGGUACUUGAAGUUUUUGGUGGAUAGUAAGUUGGUUUAUGAUACUCUUGAGAAGAUUGUUGAUAAGGCUGAUUACCCUGAGUAUGCUGAAUUUAGGAACACUGGAUUGGAACGUGCCGAAAGUUUGGCUAAAGAUCUGGCCUGGUUCAAAGAACAGGGCUAUUCUAUACCCGAACCUUCAUCUCCCGGGCUCAACUAUUCGGCUUAUGUUGAAGAGUUAUCAAAGAAAGAUCCACAAGCAUUCAUUUGUCAUUUUUAUAACACCUACUUCGCUCACUCUGCUGGUGGUCGGAUGAUAGGGAAAAAGGUAGCCGAGAUGAUAUUGAAUGGCAAGGAGUUGGAGUUCUACAAAUGGGAUGGUGAUCUUAAACAACUUUUACAAAAUGUUAGGGACAAGUUGAAUAAGGUUGCCGAGAACUGGACUAGAGAAGAGAAGAACCAUUGUCUUGAAGAAACGGAGAAAUCAUUCAAAUUCUCGGGGGAAAUUCUUCGAUUGAUAUUAUCUUGAAUGUGUUAGUAAACUUGAAAUGUUUACGGGUCGUAAUAUUUCCCGCUUCCUGAUGUAUCGUUACUGUUUUGUGCAUAAUUUGUGCUUUAUAUCGAACGUUGUACACGAAAGUGAAGAAAACAUGUGCUCCAUCUUCCUUAAUGACAUGCUUCUUUAUAGUAGUC
Messenger RNA from Helianthus annuus (common sunflower), 1301 nucleotides. Its product is annotated as heme oxygenase 1, chloroplastic. Lineage: Eukaryota; Viridiplantae; Streptophyta; Magnoliopsida; Asterales; Asteraceae. Gene Ontology annotation, biological process: phytochromobilin biosynthetic process; heme oxidation. Gene Ontology annotation, molecular function: heme oxygenase (decyclizing) activity. The transcript has 4 exons. Bases 268 to 1137 code for a protein of 289 amino acids. The record is from RefSeq and is a predicted model, not a curated record.